This is a messenger RNA of Triticum aestivum (bread wheat), 822 nucleotides long. Its product is annotated as ethylene-responsive transcription factor 14. The record is from RefSeq and is a predicted model, not a curated record. NCBI's taxonomy places the organism in Eukaryota, Viridiplantae, Streptophyta, Magnoliopsida, Poales, Poaceae. Gene Ontology annotation, biological process: regulation of DNA-templated transcription; ethylene-activated signaling pathway. The coding region runs from base 116 to 511 and encodes 131 amino acids. Gene Ontology annotation, molecular function: DNA-binding transcription factor activity; DNA binding. The transcript has a single exon.
UCUCCCUCGUUCCAUCCAAGCUCCACCAUCCAUCACUGAUUUGCACUUACCUAGCUACUCCGCAACCCCCACUUCCGGCUUCUUCAUUUCUCACUACUAGUACGUAGUUGAGAUUAUGGAGGGCGGAGAAGGAUCCGGUGGCGGCGGCGAGCCGACCAAGUACCGCGGGGUGCGCCGCAGGCCGUGGGGCAAGUUCGCCGCGGAGAUCCGGGACUCGAGCCGGCACGGCGUGCGCAUGUGGCUCGGCACCUUCGACACCGCCGAGGAGGCCGCGGCCGCCUACGACCGCUCCGCCUACUCCAUGCGCGGCCGCAACGCCGUGCUCAACUUCCCCGACCGGGCGCACGUCUACGAGGCCGAGGCCAGGCGCCAGGGCCAGGGCUCUUCGUCGUCGGCGAGGCAGCAGAAUCAGCAGCAGCAGCAGGGGCAGAGCGGGGUGAUCGAGUUCGAGUACCUGGACGACGACGUGCUGCAGUCCAUGCUCCACGACCACGACAAAUCCAACAAGUAGAUCGAUGGAUCAUCCAUCCAUCCAUCCAUGGAUCGAUCCAUAAUACCUACUGUAUCAUCCCGGCCCGGCCGGCAACAUCGACCUGCGUGCAUGCGCGGGCGCGGAUGCAAUCUACACUACCUACCUAUGCAUUCCGGCCAUAUAUUAGGUACGUAGAUUAUAUGUGUACGAGAGCCUACGAGCUCGAUGAAGAUCGUACGUGGUGCAUUCUGAUGCAUGAGGAUUCCAUCGACACGACCCUCUACCAUAUAUUUGAUGGGUCGAUCGAGUAAUUUGCAGCCAGUAAUCCAAUCGAUGAUAUGGGGUUUUCA